Messenger RNA from Penicillium nucicola, 1437 nucleotides. RefSeq lists its product as uncharacterized. The transcript is spliced from 7 exons. NCBI's taxonomy places the organism in Eukaryota, Fungi, Ascomycota, Eurotiomycetes, Eurotiales, Aspergillaceae. The record is from RefSeq and is a predicted model, not a curated record. The coding region runs from base 1 to 1437 and encodes 478 amino acids.
AUGCGGCUUCCAGCUACUCCAAAGCCAGAUACCGCGCAAGACGCAACUAUGGCCUCCGAUAUGAAAGCCAUCGAAAUGCCUCUGCCAACUACUCCAAACCCAGCUGUCGCGCCAAACGCCAGAGCAAUGGACUUCGAUAUGAACAAUACCAAAAUGCCGCUUCCAGCUACUCCAAAGCCAGAUAUCGCGCAAGACGCACAGUAUAUUCGGCUCAUUCCCAAAACCAAGAUUCUCCAACAAAUUGCUACUCUUCUCCCAACCGACAGAGACAUUCUUCACUUUUCUCAGGCAUGCAAGAAAAUGUGGACCCAAGUCUAUGCUUCGGAGUCAGCAGUCUGGCGAAACCUGUUCGCCAAACGCUACGACAUUCUAUCCGUUCGACCCUCAACAGAGUUCAGAAACGAGUAUCUCAUUCGAGUUAUUGUUCUCAAUGCAAGUAUCAACUUUUCGGAAAAGGAAGACGACCGCCAGCAUAUGUGCAUGGAAGUGAUGCGGACGAUGCUCGAGGAAGCCAUUACGGCUCAUCUCAAGCCAGAGUCUUCUUCGAAGACCCUAUUCCGACUUCGAGAGUCUCUCAAGACCAUGAAUUUUCUCAAAUGUCUCCAAAAAGAAAACCCAUCUGAGCUCUUCUUCGCCCUCCAACUGGCCAUGACUCCCCUUGCACUUGACUUAGAUAUCACCCGAGCAUGUCACCGCGAUCAUUACAAUCUGGCCACCAUCUACUCAUUCGAUGAACAACUGAACAUGCCUUAUAUCGACAAGACUCAACUCAACCUUGACAAACUGCUACAAAUCCGGAGUUUUUGGCAACGCCACUUGUUGACUGAGUCAGAGUUUACUUAUUACGAGACCUUCGCGGCUCUUCCGUCACAUUUGAAGCCUGGUGUCCGAAAGGCCGACCCAAAGGAUGGAAGCAAUCUGAGUGCCUCGUGGCUGGGCUUGUACUCCUGUCUACACCCCUUGCCAGAUUCUUUGGAGGAACUCGCCCAGCUCAACCGACAAACAUGCGCCGACAUGGAGAACCACGUGGAUAUGAUUGACAUCAUGAAUCUCGAAAUCGAAGCGCAGCCCGGCGUGGAUGUUUUCUGGCCGGAAGUCUGCACCAUGAUUGCGCCCCCGGUUGGGCCCGAGACAGACCGCAUGUACUUCCAGGGCAAACAGGGCAUUCAUGGGCCCCCUGGCGAGGAGGAGAACACUGUCUUUGGAUUUACCGAGGACAUACAUACAACCUACGGUGGUAUCGGUGGAUGGAAACGGAUUUGCUUCACCAUCUGCCAAGGAAAUACCAGCACGACCUUCCAGAGCAAACUGGCUGGUGAUGAGUGGGUGCACUGCUACGAGGCUCUCAUCAUACCCGGGGGACGAUUAAUGCUGGGACGCUGGGUGGACAUGAAGAACGAGACUGGUCGCGGACCCUUCAUUUUUUGGGAUCUGUGA